GAGCUUGUAUUGUCUAGGUAACAUCAACAUCCGGUUUAAGCAAAACCGAGCGAAAACAUGACAGAUACGGGAUAGUUCGGGAUUUUAUUUCAGGGUGUAUUUUGUCAAAAUAUCGACUGAACAAAAAAUAAGUAAUCAUGUCGCGAGCUGCCGUGUCCAAAUCACGGGCAGACAAAGGCUCUAAGCCACCACCUGCACAUACACCCGUGGUUGCACAUGAAAUCGUUCCUGGAAAAUUCACAGAUCAGGACUGGAAUUUCAUGCUUGACAAAGAUGGAGCAGAGGAUUUCAUUGAAGACAUUAUGGAAGAGGUGGUGGAUACCACAAUGGAAAAAAUAUACGAUAUUUACAUAGAUAAACAACUCCUUCCAUUCACAGUUACAAUGGCAAAAGAUGCGAUUCUUCAAAUAAUUGAUUGGCAGUUUUUAGCGCGAGAUGAAGGAGAAGUUAAAAUUGAAACUGAUCCUGGAUGGAUGGAAGAUGAGGAGCCAGAUCCUGCCUCAACUGACUGCUGGGCCCAGGGAUCUGUCCCAAAACAAAUCAUUCCUCCCAGACCUAUUUCCCCUGUGGCAGAAGUCUUUGAUGAAAAUCCUGAUGUUGAAGAUGAAGAUGUUUCUCCACUACCAGGGAAGGAAGGUACAAAAGUUGAGGAGGAGGUUCCAGAGAUGGAAGACAAAGUCUCAGAAGCAGAAGAAGAAAGUCCACAAAAAACCAAAACCCAAUUUAAUAGGGGUAAGAAACCGGAGAGGAAGUUUAAGUUCAAGCCAUACAAGGGUAGACUUGGCUCCAGUCAUGUCAGCAGAAUGUCUGAAUCAUUGGAAGAAACAGAGAUGAAGAUGGUAGCAGCUGAAAUUGAGGCCAGUCUAGAAUUCAAGCAAAUGGACAAAGCCAGUGGUCUGUUGAAUAUGCCAGCAUCAUGUCAUUCAAUUCUCAAAGUUCAGUCUGGAAGGCCACCAGGGAACAAAGAUGUUGUUUAUGAUGAGAUGGGCAAUGUUCUGGCUGUUGUCAAAUUAAACCCAGAAAAACUACCAUCACAUAAAGUUAAAGUUAAUUAUCAGGUAGUAGAUCCAUCAGUUGAAGCAGCUCAAGCCAGACUAGAGGCCAUGCGACACGGAAAAUUCAUGAGAAUAAAAUUAAAGAAAAAGAAGACAUCCCCAGAAGAAUCGCUAGAUAAAUCUUUUGAUGAUUCCUCAUCUAGGCAAACAGAUGCAAAGACCGAGUUACCUCCACCUAUGAUAGAGACAAUGGAACUAGCUCCUGGGGUGACAGUAAAGGAGGGCGGAAGAAUUAGGAGAGGACCAAAGAGGUAUGUACGUAAAUCUGAUGUGUUAACAACAAAUCUACAAGGACUACAUCCAGUGGCCAAUAAAACAACAAAUCCAGCCCUAGAAGUUACUGAUCUGCUUGACAGAACCACCCCAAUACUUAGACCAAUCAGAGACUCUCCCCCAUUACCCCCCAUUGUACCCCACCCUCCUAGUCAGCCCCGAAUAUCAACAUGAGAGGGAUGAGUGAGGGAUUCCUAAUGAUUGGAUUUAAAUUCAAAUUUGUUGUUGUCAGAAUAUUUCUGAAAAACAAGUGAUUAUAUACUGUUGUUUUAUAUACAGUUACUCUACUUAAUAGUACUAUAUACAUACAUGUAAUGUGCACAUGUUAAAUUCUGCUUGACACAAAUAUCAUUUUUUAAAUGAUGAAAGUGUCACUUGUGAUAUUCAUGAAUAAAUCUAACAGUGAAAAUUGAUGUGAGAAAUUGAAUAUGUGAUUGUUAUCAAAUAAAUUUUUAUUAUUUUU
Molecule: messenger RNA, 1791 nt
Organism: Saccostrea echinata
Lineage: Eukaryota; Metazoa; Mollusca; Bivalvia; Ostreida; Ostreidae
Exons: 11
Coding region: 138-1502 (454 amino acids)
Source: RefSeq, a predicted model, not a curated record